Messenger RNA from Dinoponera quadriceps, 1673 nucleotides. RefSeq names its product tRNA-dihydrouridine(16/17) synthase [NAD(P)(+)]-like (gene Dus1). The transcript is spliced from 9 exons. Gene Ontology annotation, molecular function: flavin adenine dinucleotide binding; tRNA dihydrouridine synthase activity. Gene Ontology annotation, biological process: tRNA processing. The coding region runs from base 217 to 1632 and encodes 471 amino acids. Lineage: Eukaryota; Metazoa; Arthropoda; Insecta; Hymenoptera; Formicidae. The record is from RefSeq and is a predicted model, not a curated record.
CUGCCUCCGACAAGCGGUGAAGUAUGUGUCCACGUUUGUCGAUGUUGAUUUUUGUGUUUUUCCACGUUUCAUCGAACGGAUAACUACGAUCAUAGAAAGACAAGGCCGCGAGGGUCGCGCGAUAACGUGUCAACCGAGAGCGAAGGAUGUCGCCGGUGGAUUGACACGUUCCAUCUGCCGCUCGAGGAGUUCGGCUCGAUCACACAAAGUGAGAUAAUGUCAGAGGUCAUGUCCGAGUCGGCCCACGUGCAGGAUGUUACCACGAAGGAGGAUAGCAACGUUUGGGAGGACCUGGGCUCACCGCGUUGCAUAGUCGCGCCGAUGGUGGACGCGAGCGAGCUCGCGUGGAGAUUGCUCAGCCGGCGACACGGCGCCGAGCUCUGCUACACGCCGAUGCUGCACUCCUCCGUGUUCUGCCGGGACCCCAAGUACAGGCGCGAGGCCCUCGCCAGCACCAGCGAGGAUCGCCCGUUGAUCGUACAGUUUUGCGGCAGUGAUCCGGAAAUAUUAUUGGAAGCUGCACGCUUGGCCGAGCCAUACUGUGACGCGGUGGAUAUCAAUAUCGGCUGUCCACAGGCGAUCGCGAAGCGCGGACAUUACGGAGCUUUCUUGCAAGACGACUGGGAUUUAUUACAAAGAAUCGUGUCUACUUUGAAGCAUGGCCUACACGUACCUGUCACGUGCAAAUUACGAGUGUUCCCAGAAAUCAGCCGUACCAUAGAGUACGCCCGUAUGCUGGAGAAUGCAGGUGCUAGCUUACUUACCGUCCACGGACGUACGAGGGAGCAGAAGGGUCCUUUGACCGGAUUAGCGUCUUGGGAACACAUUAAGGCCGUCAGGGACGCUGUGAAGAUACCUGUGGUCGCCAACGGCAAUAUACAGUGUAUGCAGGACUUGCAACGGUGCAUCGAAGAGACCCGGGUGCAGGGUGUGAUGUCCGCGGAGGGGAAUCUCUACAACCCGUGCAUAUUCGAGUCCCGUUACCCCGCCUGUUGGGAGCCCGCCCUGGAGUACUUGAACCUCGUGGAGCAACACCCGGCACCGGCCUCGUACAUCCGCGGCCACCUGUUCAAACUGUUUCAUCACGUACUUUGUUUAGCAGAAAAUCAAGAGGAGAGAGAGAAUCUGGCCACGAACUCCACUAUGGAAGCCUUCAGGGCGGUGGCGUGCGCAUUGAGGGAUCGUUAUCUGCCGUAUCAUGAGGGCCGCCUCAUGUGGCGGAAGGAACAAGUCGAUUAUAACCUGGAGUUACCGCCGUGGCUGUGCCAACCUUACGUACGCGAGCCGCCGCAGGAACACACGCAUAAAUUACAGGAAGGCGCAACUCAAAAAAGGAAGUACAAGGACGAGGAUGGAAACGAGAUCUCACGGAAGCGUUCGAAGAAGCUUAAGCGAAUAGCACGACGGCCGAACAGGGCGACUUCGGCUUCCAAGAGAAGUUCGGACCGAUGUCACGACUGUCCGAAUCCUCUGGGCUUCAAAUGCGAAUAUAAAUUAUGUCGGCAAUGCUGUAGGACCAAAUGUUACGUAGAAAAUCUAGACUGUGCCGGGCACAGAAAUCUAACCAAAACCAGGAGACAGAUAGCGAAGGAGUUCGAGGCGAAGCGCAAGGACAUCCAAAACGUGAUAUGACGCUGUGUGUUAAAAUAUUUUAAAUAAAACUGUACAUAAUA